AUGGCGGAUAUCUCAGAAAUGAUUGAGUUCUUAUGGCGGCCCCCACGAAUAAACACAGGCCCCAUAAUCAAGCAUCUGGUCAACGACAGAAAAGCCCCAGAGAAUUUUGGGUAUUAUCGAAACUGGGGUUUUACGGUUUACCGUACUUUCUAUGGCCCUGACUCGGAUAAACACUGGGACACAUUGAUUGACGCCGUGACUCGACAGACCUUACUUGCACUCGGCUACCACGAAAAUGAUAGAAUAUUCAAUGAGGAUAUUAAAAGAAACUGGGGAAAAUACAGCGAUAAAAGCGAAUAUCUGGAGGAUAUAAAUCGACUGAAGAAGCUUUUUCGUCUCACCACCCGGGAAAAUCCAUUGUUGUUCGAUGGUCUCGACAUCCCCCAAAUCCAAGAAGUCUGCCGCAGAGAGCUUCCGCGGGCUAGGGAAAACAUAGAAGGAGCCAGGCAUUGCUUUGUAUUGGUUGCCGACGAGAGGGUGCUGAAAGAUGUUGCAAAUGGAGUCUUUGUAAUCACAGCUGUUGAUUAUGAUCAGGUCGAGGAACGAUUCUGUCCGGAAUGGGUUAGAAUGUCAACAGGUGACAUACUGAACCUCUGGGAGUCGCUUUUCCUCGAGGAUUCUAUUUUUCGUACCAUACACUGUGCGAUGGGAUGUGAGCUAUCCAAACGCGACCUUGAGACUUAUGUCUGGUCUGGACUGGAUUGUAUUGAGUCACUUGGCGAUUGUUCUGAAGCUCAGACUGCAACACCAGGACAGAAACCCGAGUAUACUCGGUUCAGAAUUGACUAUUAG
This is a messenger RNA of Fusarium proliferatum ET1, 792 nucleotides long. RefSeq lists its product as uncharacterized. Bases 1 to 792 code for a protein of 263 amino acids. The record is from RefSeq and is a predicted model, not a curated record. The transcript has a single exon. NCBI's taxonomy places the organism in Eukaryota, Fungi, Ascomycota, Sordariomycetes, Hypocreales, Nectriaceae.